Messenger RNA from Desarmillaria tabescens, 912 nucleotides. RefSeq lists its product as uncharacterized. The coding region runs from base 134 to 733 and encodes 199 amino acids. The record is from RefSeq and is a predicted model, not a curated record. The transcript is spliced from 2 exons. Lineage: Eukaryota; Fungi; Basidiomycota; Agaricomycetes; Agaricales; Physalacriaceae.
UUUCCCGAGGCAGGUGCUAUGAUCGCCGAAGAAGUUACAUAAUCCGGCAAAUAUGACUCGGAGAGAUAUACCCUUUUAGGCCGAGAUCCAUAACAGAUUUAUAGCUGAGCGGCCUGAGCCCGGACUACUAUAAAUGCGUCGAAAAAAUUCUCAUUCUCAUUCUCAUCCUCCUUCUCCCCUCACUACAUCAUCUACACCCCUACCUUUCAGAGGGCAAUGCAUCCAGGUUCAUGGCACUAUUACCUGUGGGUGUCCUUGGUUCAUCCCUUCUGCGUCGCCGCCCCUGCUAGACCAGGUAGGCUCGUAUCUGUCGAGUCAACCCCUCGCAUUUACGCCUUUCCAGUCUAGCUGUGCCGCGUGCGGACAUGGUAUUCAUGGGCACGUCGACUACGUCUCGAUGUUCGUCCAUUGCUGUGUUGCAACCCAGUGUGCCGCGUAUGCCCAGAAGACGCCUCAAACACAAGGAUGUACAUGUUCGGCUCAGCUUGCCGAUCAUGGCUUGGCUACGAACCAGUAUCGUCCUGUGGACCCGUCCGACAUCGCGGGUAAUUUCAUGGACAGCGUCCAAGUCAACGGACUCUCUUCAAAGCCGACGCGUCUGACCCUUCUCACAACGCGUCAAACGUCGUACCCGUCUAUUCCCCUUCCACUAACGUCCACUCUCCCGAGCUGGACAUUAUUCCGUCCCAAGCUUAUACCUUCGGCGCUCUUCCCCCGAUGGAGGAUACCCUGACCUACUUCGUUCAAAAUAAGGACUUCAAUCUCCGUCUACGCGCUUGACGGCGCUAUUGCACUACGUACCUAUGCUUUCUUAUCUUCUUAUCGCAAACCUUUCUUUCCAAAAUAAUUUUGGUCUACUUGAUGUCUGCUUCUCCUUGGCAUAGAAUAAAUGGCUUCUGGUUCAAUUAUGAA